Nicotiana tabacum (common tobacco) is the source of this 1416-nucleotide messenger RNA. Lineage: Eukaryota; Viridiplantae; Streptophyta; Magnoliopsida; Solanales; Solanaceae. The record is from RefSeq and is a predicted model, not a curated record.
AUUAUUUUGUUUUAUUGAAGAAGAAGCACCCUUCUCUUCUCCUCUUACUUUAUUUUCUUCCUUUCUUCUUCAUCAUCAAUUUUCAGCUCAUUACUCUGCACCUUCCUUUUUUUUGUAACAUACUGAUAUACAUACUUAACCCAUAUUGCGUUUCCUUUAUCCUUGUUAGAUAUAUUAAUAUUAGUCACUUGUAAGAAUUACUACCAAUUCUUUGUAAUUUUCUUCAGUUUCAGUUUUGACAAAAAAAAUAUGGAUGAAUUUGGCGUUUUGGUUGAGAGAUAUGGCGUUAAAGUUCAAGGCGGCAAGUCAACACCGAUGGCCAAUUUGAAGGCUAAUAAGACCAAUUUCACCAAUGGCUUUCCCUCAAACCUUGGGUUUAAUUCGGGUCAAAACUCGGGUUACAGCUCCGAUCCAUUUGACGGAUCAUUUCCGAAUGAUCUCGAUGGAAUUUUCCGGUCCAAGAGUUCACAGAAUUACGACAAUAAUGAUAUUUUCGGUGGCGUUUUUGCUAAUUCAAAGCAGCAGAAUAAUGUUGAUAUUGAAUCAGUGUUAGGCGGUUCUAAUAGUAAUAAUAACAAUAACUAUGGUGGUAAUAAUUCGUAUGAUGAUUUUGAUUUGUUUGGUACGGCACCAAAGAGGAGUGACUCAAUUGAUGAUUUAUUUGGGAAUUUGGGAUUGAAAUCGGAUGGUCCGAAGAAAGAUCAUGCUGGAAAAAGGUCAGAAAGUGAUGAUUUGAUUCCUGGAUUUGGUGAUUUUAGCUCCCCCAGUUAUGGCAAAAAGCUAGAGACCAAAGGUUCUCAGCAGUCGAAUUCUUCUAAAUCAAGCUCCUCUUCGCCAGAUGAUCCAUUUUUAGUUUUUGAAUCAUCCACCAGGGAGGCAAAUGCUGCUACUUGGCCAUUUUCAGAAUCAUCAGAACAUCAUCCUGGAAUUAGCACUGUAACUUCUUCAAUUGACGAACUUGAAGAUUUUGCGAAUUUUAAGGUUAGGAGUAAUAUAACUGAACGAUCACAUGAUACUAAAAGGGACACGUAUGUAAAGAAGCCCGUGGACAGAGCACAAGAGAAGUCCAAAAAUGUAAGAGUGACGAUCAACAAACCGAGCAAGACAACAACACCAAAAUCUGCAGCUAAGGGCCACGUGUCUGCAGAUUUCCAUGAGAAAGGAAAGCCUGAAGAAAAGAAAUCAUCAUCCAUAAGGAAGAAUGUGUCGCCUGUGAAAAACUUUGUUGAUGAUUUAAUGUUUUUUGGAGACUCUGCUCCUUCCUCUGAGGUAUUUCAGGAAGUUGAAGGAGAAAGUGAAGAAAGACGAAGAGCUAGAUUGAAGCAUCAUAUGAAGACCCAAGAGCGCAUGGCUAAGGCUUUGGCUGAGAAGACUCAGCGCGAUCUUCAGUCUCAGAAUGAGCAGGAAGAGAAGCAU